GAUUUGAAAGUUUAAGAUGGGUGGGUAAAUUUAGAGAUCUAUUAGAGAUAAUAGGGAGGGAAGGAGGUGUGUAAGCAAUGAUAAGAGGGAAUUCUUCAUUCACCAACCUGUCUUAGUUCUUUUAGGUUCUUUCUUUCUUCCUUCUUCUUCUUCAAAGUUCAAAGGGCACAUCUUCCAAGUGAUUUCCUAAAUAAAUACUCAUCCAUCCACUUUCCCCCUCUUCUCUUCCAUUACCUCAAUCUCAAUCUCUAUCUCUCAAUAAUCCCUUUCCGCCAUGUCUAUGGACCUUGAAUUCCCCAAAAAUCUCCCCAAAAUCCGCCUUCCUUUACAGGUCCGAUCCCCUCCCAAACCCUCCCUUUCCGACAACAUCAUACCUUCUUCCGAUCAUGACUCCGACCUCGACCGCCGUUCCUGCCGGACACCUACCUCCGCCGAGCACAAGAUUCCCAAGAUCCUCAGCUGUCCUGGUGCUCCUAAGAAGCCUAAACGCCCUCCAGUCCCUUGCAAGAGGAAGUUGACCAUGGAGCUCAAAUUCUUCGAGAUCGUUAAUCAAGAAGAAGUCGAUAAUUUCUUCCGAUCCGCUUACGAUCUUGAAUCUUCUUCCACUGCGCCGCCUAAGAGGAAUUGCUGCCGGCCGUCAGCUUGAUCAAUUUCCAGAUUGCCGGUUUGAGCCCUAAAUUACUCUCUACACCCAUUAUAGAAAAAUCAAUUUUUCUUUAAUUCUUUCUUUCCUCUUUUUUUCUCCCUUUCCUUCUCCCAUAGUGAAUCAGCUCUUUGAUGUGUAUUAUUAUUACACGUACAUACACAUGGAAUCCAAUCGAACCGAAUGCGAUUCCUCUUAAUUGCAUCCAUCAGAGACUAGAUAAUCGUAUUAGGAUUAUCGAUAUCAACCAACCGCUUAGAAAAAAAAAAAAAAAAUUAUGCACAUAUGUUUCCGAAAA
This is a messenger RNA of Cucumis melo (muskmelon), 941 nucleotides long. RefSeq names its product cyclin-dependent protein kinase inhibitor SMR1-like. The record is from RefSeq and is a predicted model, not a curated record. The transcript has a single exon. Lineage: Eukaryota; Viridiplantae; Streptophyta; Magnoliopsida; Cucurbitales; Cucurbitaceae. Bases 275 to 646 code for a protein of 123 amino acids. Gene Ontology annotation, biological process: regulation of DNA endoreduplication.